ACCGUGUAUAUAAUCUUUUCUGUAAACGGUUGGUUGUGGUUUGCAGUUUUCUGUCAGUAAUUUUAACACCAAGAUUGAUUAUAACGAUAUCCGCAAUCAUGUUUGUCAUAUAUAUUUGUAGUUUAUCUACGUAGGUACAGAUCAAGAUUUACGGAGAAAUUAUUGCAGUCCUAAUAUUUUCAUUUAAGGACAUUUUCAAGUUUUAUUACUCUAGCAAUUAUUAUUUAAUGAAAUUUUGAAAUUAAGAAGCUCUUUUCAUCAAGAAGUUCACUUUUCCAAAUUUCUUUACUCGUGAAUAAAGCUAUGGUUUUGUAAUUCCAUUGCCAAUAGUCAAUUCAAUUUUGUUGAUAUUUUUGUUGCUUCAAUCUAUUAUGACAAUAUUCACGAAACUAUCAAAGAGACUUAAGAAGUUUCUCUUUUUAGUAAUAGUUUAUUCAAUUAAUAAAAAAAGCUAGAAUAUUCCAGAAAUAGAAACCCUCAAUUUCUUUAAGUUGGCAAUAAACUAGAACAUUCUAGAAACAGUUUUUAUUCUGCCUUUAAGUUGGCUGCUUUUCGGUUUUCCUUGUCGAACGUGUAGACAGAUAUUUCCUUCUGUAAGUCAUUUCCAAAAAGUGUGAUAAAAAGUGUGCCGGUUGAAUUUGACCUGCAACUAGUGAAAAAAUCAAUUUAAAAUAGUGAAUUAACAAUUAAAAUUAUUUGAAGCUAAAUUAUAGUCGCGUUUUAAGGUCAGGUACAAUGUCUGUGAUAGGAAUCGACUUAGGAAAUGAAUCUUGCUAUGUAGCUGUAGCAAAAGCUGGCGGAAUCGAAACCAUUGCAAAUGAUUACAGUUUAAGAGCUACUCCAUCAUGUAUUGCUUUUUCUGGAAAGAACCGAAUCUUGGGAGUUGCAGCUAAAAAUCAGCAAGUUACCAAUAUGAAAAAUACAGUAUAUAACCUGAAAAGGUUAUUAGGUAGAAAAUUUAGAGAUCCUCAUGUUAAAAAAGAAAUACAGUUCUUACCGUUUACAGUUUUUGAAGAGAAAAAUGGAAAUAUUGGAAUUAAGGUAAAUUAUUUGAAUGAAGAAUAUAAAUUUUCACCUGAACAGUGUUUGGCAAUGCUGUUAACAAAAUUGAAGGACAUAGCUAUGACAGCUUUACAAACUCCUAUAAAUGAUUGUGUUAUAUCAGUUCCUAGUUACUUUACAAAUAAUGAAAGAAAGGCAUUAUUAGAUUCAGCAGCUAUAGCAGGAUUGAACGUCUUGAGAUUAUUCAAUGAAACCACUGCAACAGCACUUUCUUAUGGCAUUUACAAGCAAGAUUUACCUGCACCUGAAGAAAAACCUCGUAACGUAGUUUUUGUUGAUUGUGGACAUUGUUCUUUACAAGUUUCAGCAGUUGCAUUUAACAAAGGAAAACUUAAGAUGCUGACUACUACAUCUGAUCCUAAUUUAGGGGGAAGGGAUUUUGAUCUCAUUAUUGCUGAACAUUUUUGCAAACAAUUCCAGACCAAAUAUAAUAUUGAUGCUAAAUCUAAUGCAAGAGCUUUUCUAAGAUUAUUGACGGAAGUAGAGAAAUUGAAAAAACAAAUGUCUGCAAAUUCUACAACUUUGCCACUCAACAUAGAAUGUUUUAUGAAUGACAAAGAUGUCUCCAGUGAUAUGAAAAGAGCAGACAUGGAAGCUUUGUGCACUCAUUUAUUGGAAAGAGUGGAAACCAGUUUAAAAGAUUGUCUUAAACAAUCAGGAUUAUCAUUAGAUGAUAUACAUUCAGUAGAAAUCGUAGGAGGAUCUAGCAGGAUCCCUGCAAUCAAACAGCUUAUUGAAAAAGUAUUUCAUAAAGUACCAAGUACCACUUUGAAUCAAGAUGAAGCUGUGAGCCGUGGGUGUGCUCUACAGUGCGCUAUGUUAUCUCCAGCAAUUAGAGUUCGAGAUUUUAGUAUUACAGAUGUGCAAGCUUAUCCAAUUUCUGUAGCAUGGGAUGCAAGUCCAGGAGGCGAAUCUGCUGGAGAAUUGGAGGCGUUUCCUCUUAAUCAUCCUGUUCCAUUUUCAAAAUUAUUAACAUUUUAUAGACAAGAACCGUUUUCUAUUCAAGCUAAAUAUACUGGUAGUAUUCCGUAUCCCGACCCUACUGUAGGUACAUGGAUAAUAAAAGACAUUAGACCAAACACAGAAGGUAAACCACAAAAAGUAAAGGUAAAAGUACGUGUCAACCUUCAUGGAAUUAUGACCAUAUCCAGUGCUAACAUGUAUGAAGCGAAAGAAUCUAUAGAACAGGAAUCAGUUGAAGAACAACCUAAAGAGAUGCAAGUAAACAAUACAGAUCAACAGAAUGGUGGUGAACAAACUAAUGAAGGGGAAGAAUCGAUGGACACUAAUGGAGGAACAGGCCCAGUCAGUGGCGAAGGUGCUGUUCCUGAGGAAGGAAGUGACAAAGAUAAAGAUAAAAAGAAAAAGCACGUCGUUAAAUCAAUUGAGUUGCCAAUUGAAUCUAUUACAAAUGGUUUCUCACAGGUAGAAAUAAAUCAUUUCACAGAACAGGAAUUCAAAAUGAUAGCAUCUGAUAGACAGGAAAAAGAACGGGCAGAUGCUAGAAAUUGUUUUGAAGAAUAUGUGUAUGAAUUGAGGAAUAAAGUUGGUUCUGAUGGAGAAUUUGCUCCUUUUCUGUUAGAAAAUGACAGAAAUGCUUUAGUAAUGCAGUUAGAUGAUAUGGAAAAUUGGUUAUAUGAAGAUGGAGAGGAUUGUAAUAAACAGGUUUAUUUAGAUAAAUUACAACAGUUAAAGAGCAUUGGAGAACCUGUUCAAAACAGAAAAAUCGAAUACGAACUUAGACCAAUGGUUAUGGAAGAUUUUGGAAAAUCCCUACAACUAUGUAUGAAAGCUUUGGAACUCGUAAGAUCAAAAGAUCCAAAGUAUGCCCACCUUACAGAAGAGGACUACCAUAAAGUAGAAGAUGCAUUUAAAAAUUCUUAUCAGUGGUUGGAACAAGCCAGAUCAAAAUUAGCUGUAGCUGCUAAACAUUUGCCUCCACCAAUAACAGUAGCCCAGAUUAGGCAAGAAAAAUCAAAUUUUGAAAGCUGUGUAAACACAAUACUUAACAAACCAGCUCCGAAAGCCCCAUCGCCCCCUAAAGAAGAAAAGCCGGCAGGAGACGAUAACAAAACCACCCAAGGUCAGGAUCAACAACCCAAUUCAGAGGCACCCAAUAGUGACAAAAAAGAUGAAAAAAUGGAAUGGAAUUAGUUUAAUUAGGUGUUUUUUUUGUAAUUGUUAAUUAAUAUGGUCGUUAGAUUUAACAAUGUAACAGAAUAUUAAAAUAUGCUUAAUAUAUCAGAUAUAUUUAAACGCCUUAAGUUUUUGUUUUAUUUUGCACAUAUUUACGAAGAAAACUGUAUAACAAUAAAAAAAGAGUUAAAUGUAGCGAUAGUUCUGUUCACCGAAGUUAAAAUAAUAGGGUACUUGCACGGUUUGAGAAAAAAAUAGUUAUGGACAAUUUAUAUACAACUUUAUUAUAAUUUUUUUAAAUUCUUUGAUCAAUAUUUAUAGAGAAAAAAAUUAUGGAAUAUUCAAAAACUUUGUAGGUACUUUAAAGAUUUCAGUAGGGUCGAAAACCAAUGAGAGUUUUCUUAUGUAGUUAAAAAUUUGAGAUUUUUGCGAUUUUCAAUUGAAUAUUUAGAAACUAUUUUUUCACUUUUAAUUAAAUAUUUUACUUUCUGAUUAUAAUUCAUAAAACAAAAAAAUGAAUACUUUUUAAAAAAUGCAAGUACCCUAUUGAUUGAUCUACUUUGUAAAAUUCCAGAAGUUUAAUUGAAUAAUCAAAAUUCCAUUGUAUUGACAUUUAUGUUCCUCAGCAUUCACUAACAAAACAAUAAAUGCUCAAUAGUAAAGAAA
Molecule: messenger RNA, 3864 nt
Organism: Diorhabda sublineata
Lineage: Eukaryota; Metazoa; Arthropoda; Insecta; Coleoptera; Chrysomelidae
Gene: Hsc70Cb
Product: heat shock 70 kDa protein 4
Exons: 11
Coding region: 736-3216 (826 amino acids)
Biological process (GO): protein folding
Cellular component (GO): cytosol; nucleus
Molecular function (GO): ATP-dependent protein folding chaperone; ATP binding
Source: RefSeq, a predicted model, not a curated record